CGUCAGAAGCACACAUUUCUAUGUUAUUAUCUUAUCAUAGUUUGCAAGCGGUUAGCUAAAUUACAGUUUUCCAAACGCGGUCCCAGGGAUAUUUUGUCCUGUGUUUGUCGCCGUAGACUUUGACAGAUGCUUGAAGUAAAUAUGGCUGAAGAAAGCCUGAUUGAAGGCGAAGAUGAAAACAUUUUAUACGAUUUACUUGUCAUUACUGAAUGGCCUCCAGAGACGGACACUCAGUUGCGAGGCAACAAGGAGCACAACACCUCACUCAUUGAAAAAGCAGUGACAGGACCAUUCCGCUUAAUCUUGCACUACUUGUGGUACAGCCCCUCCAGCUCGUCUCUGCCUCACGGUCUUGUCCGCCUGGCAAACAAGCAGAUCAACUGGCAGCUGGUGCUUGCAAGUAAUGGCAAACUGCUAGCAGUGGUUCAGGACCAGUGUGUGGAGAUUAGGUCUGUGAGAGAUGACUUUGGCUCAGUCAUUGGGAAGUGCCAGGUGCCAAAGGACCCAAACCCUCAGUGGCGAAGGGUGGCAUGGAGCCAUGACUGCACCCUGCUAGCCUAUGCCGACAGCACUGGCACCGUGCGCCUUUUCGACCUCAUGGGCAGCGAACUCUUUGUCAUCGCGCCGGCGGUGAGUUUUCCCGGGGAUUUCAGUUGUGCAGUGGCGGGCCUGAUUUUCCUGGAGUAUACAGCCAGUGCCCAGUGGUCAGCCGAGCUGCUUGUUAUUACAUACGGUGGCGGGCUCAAGAAUUACCUAGUCAGUGUGGGAACCAAUCAGAGCUUCCAAGAGAACCACAGCUUCAGUUUCUCUGCUUACUACUCCCACGGCAUCACCUCGGCUAUUUACCACCCUGGCCACCGAUUGCUGCUGGUGGGAGGCUGUGAGUCAGGGGAUGAUGGUACGUCCAAGGCCUCUUGCUGUGGGAUUACAGCCUGGAGGAUUCUGUCUGGCUCGCCACAUUACAAGCAGGUCACCAGCUAUGAGGACGAUGUCAAUCCGAAUCAGAAGAGAGGUUUCUUCAGGAUCCCCAGCUUCAGAUUCUUCUCCAGACAAGGAGAUGAAAAGGACGGUGUAUUCCGCAUGAGUUUGAGCCCCGAUGGAACCCUGCUCGCUGUCAUCCACUUCUCUGGUCGCCUGUCUCUCUGGGACAUCCCCUCUCUCAAACAGAGGGCCACAUGGAGCCAAGAGCAACAGCCAGGAUUUGAGGAGAUCAACCCAGAGUGGAAGACAUCGCUGGAGAGAAGGAAAAAAAUAAAAGAUAAGGAGCAAUACUACCCGCUGGUGGAUGUGAGCUGGUGGAGUGACAACGUGUUGAUUCUGGCUCGUGUCUCCGGCUCCCUCACGAUCUCAUCCGUCAGGACGCUGCGCAACCUGCUGGGGAAAUCCUGCGAAUGGUUCGAGCCCUCACCUCGAGUCACUGCAGCGCAUGAUGGCGGCUUCCUCAGCCUGGAGUGUGAGGUGAAGCUGGCUCAGAAGCGUGGGCGCCUGGAGAGCAACCUGAGCGGCGGGGCCGGCGAGGAUGAGGAGGGUGAUGACGGCUGGGACUCUGACUCAGAUGAAGAGUCCUCUGCCAAAGCCCGCUACUUUGGCUACAUCAAGCAGGGCCUGUAUUAUGUGACGGAGAUGGAACGUUUCACCCCGCCGCGCAAACGCCCUCGCACCGUGAUCAAGAACUACCGCCUGGUCAGCCUGAGGUCAACAACACCAGAGGAGCUGUACCAAAGGAAGAUUGACAAUGAAGAAUAUGGCGAAGCCCUGUCUCUUGCCCAAGCGUAUAAUCUGGAUUCAGACCUGGUGUACCAGAGACAGUGGAGGAAGAGUACCGUCAGCAUUGCCUCAAUACAAGAUUAUCUGAGCAAGAUCUGCAAGCGCUCAUGGGUGCUGCACGAGUGUGUGGAACGCGUCCCAGAGAACGUUGAUGCUGCUAAGGAGCUGCUGCAGUACGGCCUGAAGGGAACCGACAUUGAGGCCCUCAUAGCUAUAGGAAACAGGGAGGAUGGGGGCAGGUUUAUAAUGCCAGGCGACGUUGACCUCGAUGACCUGCCCUACGAAGACAUCGUGUCAGACGAUGUGGAGAUGAAGAAGGAGAGGGAGAGCACGAAGAGACGAGAGCUGUUUGCCAAGGUUGACUUCAGCAGGCUGACUCUGGAGCAGAAGGAGCUGUGUCGGAGCCGACUGAAACUACUCUCCUACCUGGACCGGCUGGAAACAUACGAGAAGAUACUUGGCGGUCCUCACGCAGCGGAGCAGAAAUAUGAUGCAGAGUUCUUCAAGAAGUUCCGCAGUCAAAAUAUUGUUUUGUCAGCCAGAAACUACGCCAGGGAGAGUAAUGUGCAGGCUCUGGACAUUCUGUUCACUUACCACGGUGCAGAACUCCUCCAGCAUCGGCUAGCCAUCCUUAACAACUUCCCAGAAACCACCUCCCCAUAUGAGUACACUAUCCUGCUGCCUGAAGCCUGUCUGGAUGACAGAGGUGAGUUGAUGUUGAUUCCAUGGGACGAGCAGAGACACAGAGAGAUGGACUGGUGUGAGACACAGGAGUGCAGAUCAGUGCUGGAGCAGAACUUGUUUGACGAUGACAGUUUCCUGUAUGAGGAGGCUCCAGAGCUGCUGAGGUUCCGCACAGCCACGCCCUCCAUCGAACUGCUGACCGACUGGUACCAAAGCAGAGCAAAGGAUAUCGACUCCUGUUCCAGACAGGUGGACUGCGCACUGUCACUGGUGCGUCUGGGCAAGGAGCGGAAUAUCCCAGGGCUAGAGUGCUUGUGUGAUGACAUGGUCACCAUGGAAACACUCGUGUAUGAGACAUCAUGUGAAUUGAAUCUGACGCUUAAAGAUUUGCAGCAGCUAAGUGACAUCGACAAGCUCCACCUGCUCAUGAAAAAUUCCAGCUCCGAGCGCUACAUGAAAGAUGCCUUCCAGUGGAUGGUGCCGUUCCUGCACCGAUGUGAGGGACAGAAAGUGGGUGCUGCUAAAUCUCUGCUCAGAGAAUACCUGGUUAACCUGGCCCAGCAAAACCUCACCCUGCCCCUCAUCAUCUUCCAGCUCUCCAAACCUGACUGCCAGCAGAAGAUUAUCGGGGACCCAGACCAGCUGAUGGCAGUUGCUCUGGAGUGCAUCUACAGCUGUGAAAGAGAUGACCAGCUCAGCCUCUGUUAUGACAUCCUGGAGUGUCUGCCGCAGCGGGGCUACGGACCUGACACAGACAUCACGGCAUCCCUCCAUGAUCAGGUGGACAAACUUGAGAAGCAUCUCAGUGUGGUGGAGGUUCUGGAGAAACACGGCCUGCAGAAGCCCAUUUCAUAUGUGAAGAAUAGCCAGAACAGCGAAGAAGAAGCCCACCAGCUAAUGGUGAAACUGUGCCGCCACACUGGCCGCAAAAACCCUCCAGUGAGUGAGACUGUGUGGACAGGUCUGCUGCAAGACCUGCUUGAAAUGCAGCAGAACGUCUACACCUGUCUAAAACUGGAGACAUGUCACCAGGUCUUUGUUGAGUCCCUGCUGUGUUCCAGCCAAGUGGAGAACGUACGCCUGGCGGGGCAGAACAUGCACUGCUCCAAGGAUGUUCCUGUCAGCAUGACUUUUCGGGGUAAAGGUUACGCUAUGAAGGUGGCCUAUGACAACAGUGUGGAAUUAGUGUUGGCUGCUGCCAGAGAGUACUUCAACUCAUCUACAACGCUGACUGACCCCUGCAUGGGCCUCGCCAGGACGUGUCUCCAGCUGAUUACAGACUGUCCUCCGGCCAUCCAGGACGAGCUGGACCUCAUCAGCGCCCUCAGCCAACUUGAAGACUUCAGCGUCAGCAUCCUGCCACUGCAAGUGCGUCUGCGAUCAGACCGUCUGUCUCUCAUAGAAGAAUGCAUCGCCCACUGCUCCACCGCCUACAAGCAGUCCACUACCCUGCUGAAUCUGGCCUCGCUUCUCAGAGUGGCAGGAGAUGACAAGGCUACGCGAAAAGGCAAAGUGCUGACCCUGCUCGCAGAACAAGCUCUCCAGUGUCUGGACUUCAAGGCCUCCUACAUCCACUGUCAGGACCUCAUGGCUGCAGGUUACAGUCCAGCCUGGGAUGUGUGCAGUCUGCUCGGUCAGUGUGAGGGCUAUGGAGACCUGGAGGCCCGGCAGGAGCUUUUAGCCUUCGCUCUCACCCAUUGUCCCCCUGACAACAUCCACGGCCUCCUGGCUGCCUCCAGUGAUCUGCAAACUCAGGUGUUGUACCAGGCAGUUAACUAUCAAAUGGAGCCUGUUAUUAAGGAGAGUGGACGAGAGGUCGACGGGACAGACUCCGCAAAGGCCUGCGCUCCCUCUGUGGGCUCCCCUGUGGGGACAGCGGGGCACCUGCUGCACAGGACUACUGCUAAGACCAUGGAAGUGCUGACCACCACAGGACUGACCACCAAGGCCGUCCUGACCGCAGUCAGCGACCACCGCUGGUGGAAGGAAUCGCUCAACUACCUCCGGCCACAGCAUGGUCAUGGCGCAGGAGCCACCAGUCAGGAAGGGGCGUGUGAGAACUCCAACCUGGAGCGUCAAGGCUGCAGCCCCUUUUAUCAGGAACUCAUUGAUGAUCCCUAUGUAGACCCGAGUCAAGAUGUGUACAAGUCCUACAAAGAUGUGCCUCAGGAAAACUUUGCUGAGGUUUUGCUGAGGACCGGCAAGCUGGCUGAGACUAAAACUGAAGGAAAAACGUUGUUUCCUGCCACUGAGGGUAAGCAUGCAGAAAAGGCCUACACUAGUUACACGCACAGAAGUGGAGUCCUCCUGGGUCUUCUUCCAUGGAGCCCACUUUCGCUCAAAAAGCGACGGAUGGUUCAGAUAGAAGAUGUGGAGAAUGAGGGGAAAAGAUAUGCUCUCUUCCUGGGACUGCUGGAAGCUGCACAAAAGUGGGAGGACUUUCAGUUGCUCAUACUCCUCCUGCAAGCGUGGCCACCAAUGAUGAAAGAGGAAGUGGCAGAGUCGGAGCGCAACCCCUGGGUGGUGCUGAACACGGCCCUGCUGACUCGCUGCCAGGGGUCAGAGGUCAGAUUAGACCUGGGUCAGCAGGUUGUCAACAUGGUGCGAUCCCUCUAUAACACCAAACACAAGCUUCCUGCACAGUGUAUCAGACACAUAGCCACCCUGCUGCUCGAAAACCAGCUGAGCCUUCAGCAGCCUGCACUCAAACUGAUGGCUGAGAGUGGUGAUGAACAACUGCUGCAGCUGACUCUGGAUCAGAUCAACAACAUGACAGCAGAGACAGCUUCCUCCUGCGACGCCGAGCUACUUUCAUUGCUCCUGGACGCCGGGCUCCUGGUGGGCUGCGUCUCCUCGGCCCUGUACCCCCUGCUCAGCUCCCACAUGCUGUCCCACCAGCAGGAGGGUGGCUGGGAUGUAGAGAAAGCCGCCACUGAGCUGCUGGCGGCGGGCCACAGGCCCGAGGCGGGCUCCCUGCUGCUGGCUCACCGUGGAACCCACCAGGCCCAGUUCACCUUCAACUCUGCCUUGGCUGUUCUCAGGAAGUGGCUGUGAGGGGUGGAGGGAGGAGGAAUUGGAUUGCGAUCUGAAGAAAUUAGCGUGAGGCGAGAAUAGAAGGGAUAUCGGGCCGUACCAUUGCAUUUUGUUCUGUCACUGGGUUUCGAUUUCAUCAGCUGAAGACACGUCAACAGCAGCUGCAGUGUCUGCCUUGAAGGUAUAGGGGCGGAUGCCUUUAAUACUGAAACAUCUGCUCAAUUAGAAACGCAUGCAAGUACACAAACACAACCUCUGCUAUCUCUGUUAUGAAUGAAUGUUCAAACUGAGGGAUGAUCAGAAAAUGCACUUGCUGCUCGCUUUUAUUUGUGUGUAUUUGUGUGUAAUGUGUCCUAUUGUGUGAUAACGUAAUUGAGCAGUAGCCGGGAAGCAGUGGGUGGAUAUUAGCCUAUUGUUCCGUGACAGGUUUGCCUCUUUGACGUCCCAUCGUUAAACACCCUGCCUCUGCUCCAUUGUUUCCCCCCUAAUAAUGUCUAAUUAAUUCCUUCCAAACAAAUUAGCCCCGCAGCUGCCCCACACUGUGUGUACGUGUGUGUGUGAAUGCACAAAAACUGUAUAUGAGCACCGACACCCCAGCGAUAUCAUGUCGAACUAAUGAUGAGGACUGAACGUGUAUUUGUAUGUUUACGCGCACAGUGAUGCUGUCAGCAUGGUUGGUUUCAAUUUAUAAAAUGCAGGUUUCAUUCUGUGCCACCUCUCAGAUCUGAAAUAAAGAAAACUAAUGACAUGA
Molecule: messenger RNA, 6235 nt
Organism: Micropterus dolomieu (smallmouth bass)
Lineage: Eukaryota; Metazoa; Chordata; Actinopteri; Centrarchiformes; Centrarchidae
Product: neuroblastoma-amplified sequence-like
Exons: 44
Coding region: 127-5505 (1792 amino acids)
Biological process (GO): retrograde vesicle-mediated transport, Golgi to endoplasmic reticulum
Cellular component (GO): endoplasmic reticulum membrane; Dsl1/NZR complex
Molecular function (GO): SNARE binding
Source: RefSeq, a predicted model, not a curated record